GUGCAAUAGAGCCAUUGAUACAAGUUCAAUCUGGCGAUGUGGUCGGAUAUUACCUGGACAGUACAAGGGAAUCAGAUAAUCGAGGAGUGCAGCUAGAUGUUAGCAAUAGUAACCUGAAGGUGUACUAUCAGCCACCUCAAGAGGGAAGCACUUUUGAUACUAGAGCUGAAGGUGUGCAGGAAGAGAAUAGAGGAGCUCCUAUUCUACUAGUGGGAGUGGACUGCAUAUCAUGUUCACCUGGUGCUACUACAGCCUCAGAGAGCAAUCAACUGGCCAGUGCUCUUGUACCAAGCCUACUACUACUCGGACUACUACUAGUGGUGGUCUCAGUAGCGUUUCUAUGGUACGUGAUAAAGAACGAGAUGAACAAACAGUACAGCCAACAAGAUGGAAAUACAUCACCAAGACGGCAUGGAGAAUUCGUACCCACACCGAAUGAAAUCAGCGGUUCUUUACCUGGGGAUACGCCCACUACAGAUUACGGGGACACACCCACUACAGAUGACGGGAAUAUACAGGCGGCAAAUCCAUUAUUCUCUGAUCAAGAUGCUCACACAAAUGGAACUAUACCUCUGUGCUCCAAUAAUGCAUACAAUGUCAACAACUCUAACCCUCCGAACGACCCAAUCUCCCUCCACUCUAACGAUACGUACGAUGUCAACAACUCUAACCCUCCGAACGACCAAAUCUCUCUCCACUCUAACGAUGCUUACGAAUUGAAGGAGGAAGCCGAGUACGAAGUGGUGAUGUAAAAGAACGCUCAGAAAAAUACAAGACUAGCAAAGUAGAGGAAAUGGAUUCUAGCAAUAAAGUUGUCUAUAGCUGUUCGUUGUGUGCAUGUGACCUGUUUUGUUGUGUGCAUGUGAUCUAUUUUGUGACAUGCAUAAAGUAUAA
Molecule: messenger RNA, 894 nt
Organism: Halichondria panicea
Lineage: Eukaryota; Metazoa; Porifera; Demospongiae; Suberitida; Halichondriidae
Exons: 3
Coding region: 363-752 (129 amino acids)
Source: RefSeq, a predicted model, not a curated record